AUGUGUGUUUGUCAAACCAUGGAAGUGGGGCAGUAUGGCAAGAAUACAAGUCGGGCCGGAGACCGCGGAGUCCUCCUGGAGCCCUUUAUCCACCAGGUGGGCGGACACAGCAGCAUGAUGCGCUACGACGACCACACUGUGUGCAAGCCCCUCAUCUCCCGGGAACAGCGCUUCUACGAGUCCCUCCCUCCUGAAAUGAAGGAGUUCACUCCUGAGUACAAAGGUGUGGUAUCUGUCUGUUUUGAGGGGGACAGUGAUGGUUACAUCAACCUGGUGGCCUACCCUUAUGUGGAAAGUGAGACCGUGGAGCAGGAUGACACACCAGAGCGGGAGCAACCUCGGCGCAAACACUCCCGCCGGAGCCUGCACCGGUCGGGCAGUGGCAGUGACCACAAGGAGGAGAAAGCCAGCCUGCCCCUUGAGACCUCUGAGAGUUCCCUGGAGGCAAAGAGUCCAAAGGUGGAGCUACACUGCCACUCGGAAGUCCCUUUCCAGAUGCUGGAUGGCAACAGUGGUCUGAGCUCUGAGAAGAUCAGCCAUAACCCCUGGAGCCUGCGCUGCCAUAAGCAGCAGCUGAGCCGGUGCGCCUCGGAGUCCAAGGACCGAAAGCUCUACAAGUUCCUCCUGCUUGAGAACGUAGUGCACCAUUUCAAAUUCCCCUGCGUGCUGGACCUGAAGAUGGGCACCCGGCAGCACGGUGAUGAUGCAUCUGCUGAGAAGGCAGCCCGGCAGAUGAGGAAGUGUGAGCAGAGCACAUCAGCUACAUUGGGUGUCAGGGUCUGUGGCAUGCAGGUGUACCAGCUGGACACAGGGCAUUACCUCUGCAGAAACAAAUACUAUGGCCGCGGGCUCUCUAUCGAAGGCUUCCGCAAUGCCCUCUAUCAAUACCUGCACAACGGUCUGGACCUGCGGUGUGACCUCUUUGAGCCCAUCCUGAGCAAACUGCGGGGCCUGAAAGCUGUGCUGGAGCGGCAGGCCUCCUACCGCUUCUACUCCAGCUCCCUGCUUGUCAUUUAUGACGGCAAGGAGUGCCGGGCUGAGCCCUACCUGGACCGUCGGUCUGAGUUGCGUCUCAAGCACCUGGACAUGGGGCUGCCUGAGGUGGCAUCACCCUGUGGCCCCAGCACUGGUCCCAGCAGCACCAGCCCCGAGGUGGGCCCUUCCUCUCCACCCAAGGUGGAUGUCCGCAUGAUCGACUUUGCACACAGCACGUUCAAGGGCUUCCGGGAUGAUCCCACCGUGCACGAUGGGCCGGACCGGGGCUACGUGUUUGGCCUAGAGAACCUCAUCAGCAUCAUGGAACAGAUGCGGGACGAGAACCAGUAGGCCCAAUUCUGGGCCCCCAGAGCCCCUUCCUCUCCACCCGCAGGCAGGGACCAUCACUCUGAACUUGCCGUGAGGACACACAGACUUUGCUUGUAAAGGGUUAUAUUUCUCUUUGGUGUAAACUAAAAGAAAUGUUUUUAGCUGUAGCCUGGAAUCCAUAUAUAUAAAAUGAGGGAGGGCAGCACAUAUGUCCUCUCAGCCAGGCUCCUUAGCUCUAUGGCUCUGACUGCUGUGUCCAGGCUGAUUUAGGAAGGAAGAGGUGCCCUGGUGGGCUUGGCAGCAGGAACAGGGUGCCCUUGGACCUGGGGUUUCUCUUGCCUAGGUCUGUGGCUGCAGGGCCCUGCAGAUUGUGGAGCAAAGCCCUGGGCUGCCUCUUGUCCCUUUUUCCCAAGUGGUCGAGGGGAUUGGGUGCCCAUCUCUUGGGGGCUUUCCAGUCUUGUGCUGUGGGUGUCAACCAGCUCUUUAACAGAUGUCCCCAGAGCACCACAGGGCUGAGAGCACCCAGCUUGAUCCUUGCUUCUUGGUUGUGACCUUGGCAUGGAGGCUAGAUUCUUGAAGCUGGGCUGAGGCCAGCUGACAGCAGAGGGCAGGUCCCCUGGGUUCCCUGGCUACCCCCUGGCACUUCAACUGGCUCUUCCUUCUGCCCACAGGGCCCAGCCAGCCUCUCACCAAGAUCUCUGCCUAGGGAGGCCAUCCCUGUCUGCCCCCUCUGAGGGGGACCCAACUCAGUCUGCUGAGAAAAGUGGUGUCCCAGCAGGCCUCAGCACCUCUGGUGGCUCUGGCUCAGACAGUGUUUGCAGCUCUUGUGCUGUGGGUGGGGAGUCUUCCUCCUCCAGCUGGGGUGACUGUGCUACCUCUGGAUGGGCUGCCCCUCCCCAGGGCUCAAAGGCUGUGGUCUGCUCAGGGUCUCACCUCACAUUUCCCAGGCCAAGCUCAAGGCAGCAGCUCAUUUGUGAGGAGCUACAGGCCCAGGGCCUGGAGGGAGAACUGUCAUCUUGUCUGCUUAUAGGGAUAGUGGCUGAGAACUUUGACCAUACCUGGGGUCUGUCAGUAUGUCCAUUUGUUCAUCUGCCAGCCUCUGACUCAGGGGGUCCUUCACCUGGGGUAUAAUCUUGCUCAUUAGAAAAUACUGCUUUCUGUUGUGCUUUCCUCAGCAAAAUUCCUUUGUCCCUUUCUGAGGUGAGCUUUUUGCCCCUGUACAGGUGCUUGCCUUUUUACAAAGAACUGUAGCAGAAUGAAUUUAAGAGCCAUUUCCCUGCUGGCCUAGCACCUCCUUUGCAGGCCUGGUGUAUGGCCCCUAACACUGACAAUGGUGCAAAGAAGGCCUAAGGGUUGACCCCUCUCAUGGUUUUAGUCAUUUUUGCUACCAGCCCUUAAUGACACAGAACCUGCCGCCUCUCACACACACAGCCAGGAGGUGCCCCUGCACACACCUAGCCAUUGCUGACAUUAAUGCUCUCACCUCCAGGCCUAGGAUCACUGUCAUUGUCACUUUUGGCAUGUUCCUGUUUAGCAUUAAAGGUAAGUUACCUGCCAGGCCUUGGUUCCUGAGGGGCUAAUUUCCUUGGUAACUGAUGCAGCCCCACAUCUUAAAUGGACCCCUUGGUAGAUUCCUGUGUCUCUCAGCCCUUUGACCCCAGGUGCCAACAGUGGGCAGGUUCUCCUUCUGGUCGGUAAUGACCGUCUUCUCUUCUGUACCGUUCUGUGGCUUUGGCCAUGGGGAUAGUGGUCCUUUGUUACUGUAGAUGGUCAUUUCCUGGGAGGGCAAAGGGCAAGACAGUCUGGGGCCAUUUGGGGACCCUCUUGACUGACCCUCUCCAGCCUGGCAAUGUACUGGGACUCCUGAGUUGUAGAUUCUGGGAGCAGAUGCUGCCCUGUUCUGCUGCUCCUCAUGGUGAGGGAGGCUCUGCCCAUUUACAUUCAUUGUUUUCCUGGCACUAAAAAGAGAAGGGCCUGAGAUUUGUUGCUGGUCCCUGGCACAGGACUCCCCCCCCCCCCCCCCAGCACUUUUGACACUUAGAGACAUAGCCCUGUUAGCUAGCUAGUGGUGGGCAUAUGUGUGUGUACACACUCUCUGCUACUGCCCUUUCUCCCUUCUCCAGGCCAGAGAGCCCUGUCCCUGCCAGGACCUGCCUUUCCAGCCCCAACUUGGGACCAAGUUUAACUCGGGAUGACGGGUUGGGACGUUCAGGUGACCCCUCUCUACAGUGCUUCCCCGGGCCAAAUCCACACCAGUCCCAGGGUGGGGGCAGGGCGGUGCUUAAAGGGGAAGAGGACCAGUUUAGCAACUUGUCAGGGACCCCCACCCCUCUCCCUUGGGGCCUGAGCAAUGGGCGUGGAGAUUCCCCCCAAGGGGCCAGGGAACCCAGGCUAGAUCCGUAACCGCUGCUCACUUGCUCAUACUUGGCCACGUGCACGUUCCCUAGAAGCAGGUUGCUUUUAACUUAAACUGUACAAUUUGUUUCUGUUCGUGCCAAUUUUAAAAAUGGUUUAAUUAGGAAAAACCGUGGGAAGAACCUGGUUUCAUUGCUUCUCGGGGAAUAUAAGGCCUAAACUUGAGGGACUCGCUCUCUGUUCCUCUUUCCUGGAAGCUGACUAAGCCUGUCCACAUCGUUCGAGGCCUGUGCCCCGAUGCUACAGGUGGCACCUGCUGCGUCUCCUCGCAGUUGUGUCUUCCCGGGACCUUGUGUGUUUGGGGGGAGAGGCUCGUCUUGGAUCGAGCUCACCUCCUUUUGUGCACCUAGCGCUUCCCGCCCCGCUUGUGUCUGAGGUCGUGUACGUCAAAAUAAAGCCGCUAGAAACUGAAA
Molecule: messenger RNA, 4133 nt
Organism: Choloepus didactylus (southern two-toed sloth)
Lineage: Eukaryota; Metazoa; Chordata; Mammalia; Pilosa; Megalonychidae
Gene: IP6K1
Product: inositol hexakisphosphate kinase 1
Biological process (GO): phosphatidylinositol phosphate biosynthetic process; inositol phosphate biosynthetic process
Cellular component (GO): nucleus; cytoplasm
Molecular function (GO): inositol hexakisphosphate kinase activity
Source: RefSeq, a predicted model, not a curated record